Messenger RNA from Caenorhabditis auriculariae, 2084 nucleotides. The record is from the annotation of a GenBank genome assembly. Lineage: Eukaryota; Metazoa; Nematoda; Chromadorea; Rhabditida; Rhabditidae.
AUGCUCUCAGAAAAUGAGAAGCCUGUGAAGCACCUGGUGCUGGAUACAGGAGCGUUGAUUGCCAACGUUAAUCUUCAUGUAUGUUUUGAUCUUUCAUAUGAUUUAUUUGUUAUUUUCAAUUUUUGCAGCACCUCUCAGAGAAAUAUUACGCCCCGCCUCAAGUCAAAGAUGAACUCCAUUCAGCUAAAGCCAGAAAAGUUUUUGAACUUUUGCCUUUCGAGGUUAUUCUUCGCGAACCUUCGAGUAGUUCUCUGCGAAAAGGUUUUAUGAGUUUGAUUUUUUUUUUUUCAAACAGUUUUUCAGUCGUGGAUGCUUCGAAAAUUACUGGUGACUACCAAUCAUUGUCUGUUGUUGACAUUAAAGUUAUCGCUUUAACUUAUGAACUGAACGAAGAAUUUUGUAAAGAAAAAAGUGUCGAAGAGGUAUAAAAUUUUCAGAAAGUUUUGAAAACCCAGAAUUUAAGGAAAAUGAAUCGAAUGAAGAUAUUUUGGCCCAAAUAGAAAAAGAAAAGGAAUCAGCGAAAGCAGAAGUCGGGGAAACAGUUUCCGAACACGAAGAGGAAGAGUCUAGCAGCGGACAAAAAACGGUGAGCUAAUUUCUUUUUUUUUUUCAAACUGAGCUUUCGAAUUUAUAGGAAGAAGACAGUGAUGAUGAUUCUGGAUGGAUAACUCAAGAUAAUAUUGACAAUGCGCUGAAAAAGUUGGGCGGAUUCGAGGUUUUUUUGAUUUAAUGAUUGACCGAAGUUUUUUUUUUUGAAAGACAUGGUUUUCAGGUAGAAGAAAAACUCACUGUUGGGUGUCUAACAACGGACUUCGCUUUACAAAACGUGCUUCUUUCAAUGCACUUGGGGCUUAUUUCUCUAUCGGGCUACCGCAUAAGGAAGAUCAGGACAUUUGUGCUUCGCUGCAGAGCUUGCUACAGCACAACACCCGUCAUGACCAAAGUUUUCUGUCCUUCAUGCGGGCACAAGAUGCUUCACAAGGUUUGGUUUAGAAAAAAAUUUUUAGAAAAAUUAUGGAAAAUUUUUUCAGUGUGCAGUGUCUCUCGAUGAGAAUGGAGAACAGAUUUUGCACAUCAACUGGGAACGUCUUUCGAAUAAACGUGGCCUUCAGUAUUCACUGGCCGCACCAAAAGGUGGUAAACACGCGGUGAAUCCUACUGGUAUUCAAAAUAUUCACGAAGCUGGGUUCAGAUCAAUGAACAACUGUUCGAAGACCAGCCGAUGCCGCACAUGCAGAUGGCCAAGUCGCGGAAUGAUCCUCUCGCCGACGGUCCCUUUUCUAUGCACGACGUCAAUUCAAGGUUUUUUAACGGCCAAAUCAGUUCAAUAUCACGAAAAAAAGAUUUUAGUAGUGAGCCGAAAAAAAGUAGAUCAUUUUUUUUUCCCUUAAAUUUAGCGCAAAGUAUUUCAAUUUGAGCAACGAAUGUUUUUAUUUUUAGGAAAAUUUCAAACUAGGAAGCUCAGUUUUUUAGCAGUAAAGAUUAUUUUUCUUCUAAUUAACGUUCCUUUUUCAUUUCCAAGAAGUGCUUUUUCAACUCACGCUUAAAAAAACAAUGCAAGAACUGCCAAUGUCGGAAGUGCGGAAAACGGGUGCAAAAUGGUCGCUAAAAGGGUUCCGUUUUGCGGCCUUCAUUGAGCCUUUCUUUCUUGGUGCGCUAAAAUCAAGAAAGGGUGAAAAAAGGCUGCGAAAAGAAGAAAGAGAGCAAAAAGGUUCCUGAAAGUCUCAAAAAUUGAUGAUUCGCGAUUUUAUCACUGUAGUACAUUUUGGUUCAUACUCAGUCACUGGUAAAGAUUAUUCUCAACGUGAAACUUUUUGUGCUUCUCAAAAGGGUCCAAAAAGGGUGGAUAAAGGUCGAUAAAAGGACUGAAAAAAGUGGCAGUAAAAAGUAAACCAUUGCCACCCGUUUAGAACAGUUAAUGGAAACCUUUUGAUCCAUAACGGACUCUCAAAGGGUCCUUCUGACUUUGCCUUAGCAAGAUCAGUUUCUUUAGAUCCGCGGUGCUCGGGAUUCGUACUCUGAACAAUCGCCAAAGAACGAGCAAAAACAGAAAUGAAUCAAAACGAGGCGGUCGAAGGAAGUAA